This is a messenger RNA of Cataglyphis hispanica, 3693 nucleotides long. It is a transcript of the gene hop, whose product is annotated as tyrosine-protein kinase hopscotch. Gene Ontology annotation, biological process: cytokine-mediated signaling pathway; hemopoiesis; intracellular signal transduction. The record is from RefSeq and is a predicted model, not a curated record. NCBI's taxonomy places the organism in Eukaryota, Metazoa, Arthropoda, Insecta, Hymenoptera, Formicidae. Gene Ontology annotation, molecular function: non-membrane spanning protein tyrosine kinase activity; ATP binding; cytokine receptor binding. Gene Ontology annotation, cellular component: cytosol; cytoskeleton. The transcript is spliced from 12 exons. The coding region runs from base 189 to 3677 and encodes 1162 amino acids.
UUUUUUCUCUUAAAUGAAAAUGUGAUCACAUACAGGAGGUUGUGAGGUUGAACAGUGGAAUAUGAGAUAUUUCAUGGAAGCUCUGAUUCAUUCGUUUUGAUUUGUUUCCACUUUACAUUGUGAUAUUGUCGUGCAAACGAAGGAGAAGCGAGCGUUAUGUAUCUAUAAGAUAUAUUUUAUUAAUUAAUAUGAAGGGCAACGAGCGAUCAGCAAUAAUUUAUGUUGCCACCGAUGAAAAACAACUAAAUAUUUCGUUUUUCGUCGGUGAGACUAUUGAAGAUUUAUGUAUCAAAAUAUGCAAACUCUUGAAGAUAAAUCCAUUGGCAAGACAUCUGUUUGCAUUGCAAAAUUAUUAUUCAAAACUGUGGUUUCCGUAUGGGUAUGAGUUCACAGGCAGAGAGAAGAAUAAAUUCGAGUUUCGCUUGAGGUUCAAACCAUAUAGCAUAAAGAAACUGAAACAGAUAGAUGAACAGGCUUAUAAUUAUUAUUUUCAGCAAGUUCGUGCAGAUAUAAUGAAUAAUAAAGUAUCUGAUAUUGUCUACGAAAAGCAUAAAGAUGAACUAAUUGGCUUGGGAGUUAGUGAUAUGUAUAGAGAAAUGCUCGAGAAACAAUUACCACGAGAAGUUGUAGAAUUAGAAUACAAGAAGUAUAUUCCCAAAGAAUGUAUUAAAAGGCAUGCUUUUUUUGUUAAGAAACCUAUUUAUAAUGCACUGGCAGGAAUAUCUAAAGAGCAGCUUGAUGCUUCAUAUGUUAAGCAGCAAUAUUUGCAGCAAUUUGAAAAUAUGGCACCAAAUUAUCUGUCUGAAGAAUAUAAAGUAAUCAUGAAUAAAAUUCCUAAUUCACCAACUCAAGUUUUACUUAGAGUUAACAGAGAGGGAUUAAAAUACAGCGAGACUGACAUUGAUGAUUGGAAAACACUUUGCACUAUAGAAGAUCUUUGUUUUAUUUCUAUAAGAGAGGAUAACACUGUGGAAAUUUCAAGAAAGACUGGCAUACCAUCAUAUUUAAAAUUUAAGGGACGUACAAAUAAGAUGUUAAUGUCUUUUGUAUCUGCGUUGGAUGGAUAUUAUCGUUUAUCCAUUAAGUGGACUUUCAAUCUUUGUACAAAUGUUGUCACACCUACUCUGACAAGAUUAUAUAAGUUAAAAUGCCAUGGUCCAGUUGGAAAAGAGUUUGCAUAUGCGAAACUCAGGGAAAAACGUGCCAAUAAACCAGGAACUUAUAUACUUCGAGAGAGUGAAACUGAAUACGAUGUUUACUAUAUAGAUGUUUGCAAUAUAGCUGGAAAACCACAAUCGGCAAAAGUGAAGCAGAUUGGACCAAACGAUUUUCGAUUAGAUUCAUGUACACAAAGCUAUACUUCUUUGGGCGACUUAAUUUCUUCACUGCAUGAUCCCAUCAGUUCAUGGUAUUUGGUAGAAUGCUUGCCACCUUCAGAAUAUGAUAUGUCACCGUUGUUAAUUUGCGCUUCGGAAAACAUUGCAAGCGAACUAGCAGCGAAUGAAGAAGUAAUCGCUUUAUUGAAAGGUGGACCGCGAUGUGUGUCGCAGAAUCAAUUGCAGAUAUGCAAAGCGUUCUGCAAAAACAAUAAAGAUUUAACUCCUACUAUAGCGACGACCGUACAUCGAGCGAUAUGGCAAAUCGCUAAAGACAAAAAACUCGAAAUUGUAAUGAAAAUACUCAGGAAUAGUAGUUAUACAAAAGAAUUUCUAGAGCUAACUGACAAAUGGGGCAAAUUACGAUCGGAAACUCUGAUCAGAUUAUACGGUAUAACUGUAGCUCCAUCAGUCGGGAUGUUAUUCGAAUUGGUAAAGUUAGGUCCAUUAGACGAGUAUUUGCGCAGUAACUCUCAAGUUAUAUCAGGACACGAUAUGGUCGAAGCUUCCACCAGUCUGGCAACAGCCUUAUGGCACUUGGAGGAGAAUCAUAUAGUUCAUGGAAGGAUAAGAUGUGCAAGUGUUUUUGUACAUGAACAUACAGAUAAUAGAUUCACUGUUAAGUUGGGGGAUCCUGGUCUUUUCACUUACAGUGACACCGACCUACCUUGGAUACCACCAGAAUUUUACUCGGAUUUAGCAUCUGCAAAAAAAAGCUUUCAAGCAGAUAUAUGGGCACUGGCUACAACCAUGUGGGAGAUAUUCUCCAAAGGAAUUUCCCUAAUCGCACAUACUAAUAUUGAUAUGGUCAAGGAGAUUUUUAAGGAGAGAAAGUAUUUACCGCGACCUAUUAAUUGCCCUAAUGCAAUCUAUACUUUGAUGAAGGAAUGUUGGAAUGAAAAAAACACAAGGAAACAACCUCAGGCCUUGGCGCGAGAUAUGAAUCAAAUUAUGUACGCAACAUAUAAUCGGUGUCGUCCUUAUGCUACACCAUAUCCUAAAGUAUUUGAUGUUGAUGAAACAACGAUUAAAAAAUUAUACUUUGAUGUUGAGGAAAUAACAUUAAAAAAAAAAUUCUUUGAUGUUGAUGAAAACAACGAUUUAGAGGAGAAAAAAUUGAACAAUGAAUCGUGCGAGAGCAGUUUGACUGACACUGAUUGCACGAACGUAACUUUGAAGGAUAAUAACGAUAAUAAAUCUGAUGGCAAUUUAGUCUUUGAUCACAUAAACUUAACACACGAUGAUAAUGAUGAAGAAGCUGAUGGCAGUUCUUACUUAAUCUGCAAAAACUGUGGUGAUAAGAUGGUAUAUUUAAAAGAUAAUAAAAUACAGUGCUGUAAAAAGCAAUGCGAAGCGUGUCUCGGUCUGAUGGACGAUAUUUCCCAGAACAAAUGUUGGUUCGUGCAUAAAAAUUAUGCUAUAGGUUCAGGUUUCUAUGGUAAAGUAUUCAUAGGUACGCGUAUACAUGUUAAGACUAAGAACAUACAGCGGAUAGCCAUCAAAAUACCGAACAAAAUACCGAGCAAAGACGAAAUAUAUGAAAAUGAAAAUACGAAUCCAUAUAAGUGCUUUGUGAAAGACUUUAAAAGAGAAUUUAACAUUAUGAAGACUCUCGAGCAUCCAAACAUUGUGCAAAUUCUAGGCUGUAUAUGGGAAUACAAAUGUCUGAUCAUGGAAUUUGUCGAGUUUGGUUCGUUGCUAAAACUUUUACACGAUCAAAGGAAAUACUAUAAUAAUGUAUCGAAGAUCACACGAAAAUUGCUAUUUUACGCAUUAGAUAUUGCAACUGGUAUGGAUUAUCUUAGUUCCAAGAAUAUUGUUCAUCGGGACUUAGCAGCGAGAAACAUCCUGGUGGCUAGCGAAACUCAAGUGAAGAUCAGUGACUUCGGUCUUGCACAAGAAAAAGAGAACGAUUAUUAUAAACUCAAGACGCCCUCCCGCCAUCUUCCAAUGAGAUGGUAUGCACUAGAGAGCAUGAAGGAGAAUUUAUUCUCAUCACACACGGACGUAUGGUCGUUUGGCGUGACGAUGUACGAGAUCUUCAGUCUCGGUCAGCAACCGAAUCUGAAGGUUAAUGUUACGGAUAAUCUACAGGCUGUUAAGAUAGGUACACUUUAUGGCGACAAUUUAAAUGAUCUGAUAAAAGCGCUGGAACACGGCAUUCGCCUUCCUUGUCCGGACGGACUUGCGCUAGAAGUGUAUAGGCAGAUAAUAUAUCCAUGUUGGAAUAAAGACAGUCAUGAAAGGCCGUCAUUCUCUACUCUGUGCCAACGCAUUCAGGAACUGUUACAGAAUUAUUAAAAAACAUUUUCAUGGC